Raphanus sativus (radish) is the source of this 1583-nucleotide messenger RNA. RefSeq names its product cytoplasmic 60S subunit biogenesis factor REI1 homolog 2. Gene Ontology annotation, biological process: ribosomal large subunit biogenesis. The record is from RefSeq and is a predicted model, not a curated record. Lineage: Eukaryota; Viridiplantae; Streptophyta; Magnoliopsida; Brassicales; Brassicaceae. Gene Ontology annotation, molecular function: nucleic acid binding; zinc ion binding. The transcript is spliced from 4 exons. Gene Ontology annotation, cellular component: preribosome, large subunit precursor. Bases 140 to 1378 code for a protein of 412 amino acids.
UUCCGGGAACGCAAACACAUAUUAUCGUCGUUUCUUUAACCUUCUUCCCUCGACCGACCUAUAUGUACGAGAGCCGUCGCCGCCAAAUCAAAAUAUCUCAUCGCUAACCCUCAGAGCAGCAAAACUCUGAUAGAGAGAGAUGUCAGGCUUAGCAUGUAACUCGUGUAACAAGGACUUCGAAGACGACUCUGACCAGAAGCUCCACUACAAGUCCGAGUGGCACCGUUACAAUCUCAAACGCAAGAUCGCUGGUGUUCCUGGAGUGACAGAAGCUUUGUUUGAAGCCAGACAAGCUGCUAUCGCUCAGGCGAAGGUCAAAUCAAACGAAGCACCUCUGCUUUACACCUGUGGAGUCUGUAAUAAAUCUUACAGGAGCUCCAAAGCUCACGAGCAGCAUCUCAAGUCAAAGAGCCACGUUCUCAAGGUGGCUUCUUCAAGCAACGGAGAGGAGGAUAAAGCCAUCAUUAAGCAGCUUCCUCCUCCUCCUCCUCGCCGUGUUGAGAAGAAGGUCAAUCCUCAGCUAAAGGGUUUGAUCGAGGAAGAAGAGAGUGAAGAGAGUGAGGAUGAGUGGGUUGAGGUUGAUUCUGACGAGGAUUUAGAGGGUGAAGAAGAAGAUAUGGAUGAGGAUGAGGAGGAUGGGUCUGGUGAAGAAGAUAUGGAUGAGGAUGAUGAGGAUAACGAGUUUGAGUUGGAUCCGAGUUGUUGUUUGAUGUGUGAUAAGAAGCAUAAGACGAUAGAGAAGUGCAUGGUUCAUAUGCAUAAGUUCCAUGGGUUCUUCAUUCCUGAUAUCGAGUACCUCAAGGAUCCUAAAGGGUUUCUAACCUACGUUGGUCUGAAGGUGAAGAGGGACUUCAUUUGUCUGUACUGCAAUGAACUGUGCCAUCCUUUCAGCAGUUUGGAAGCUGUUCGGAAGCAUAUGGAAGCCAAGAGUCACUGCAAAGUGCAUUACGGUGAUGGUGGUGACGAAGAAGAUGCAGAGCUAGAAGAGUUCUAUGACUACAGCAGCAGUUACGCUAAUGAAGGCAGCGAGAACCAGAUGGUUGUAGCUGGGGAAACAGUGAAUACAGUAGAGCUUUUUGGUGGGUCUGAGCUUGUGAUUACCAAGAGAGGGGAGAACAAAGUAACGUCCAGGACUCUUGGGUCUCGAGAGUUCAUGCGUUACUACAAGCAGAAGCCACCCCCAUCUUCUCAGAAACACGUCGUCAACUCUCUAGCCAUGAGGUACAAGAGCAUGGGUUUGGCAACGGUGCAGUCGAAGGAGGAUAUAGUGAGGAUGAAGGUGAUGAGAGAGAUGAACAAGAGAGGAGCUAGGAGUCGUGUUAAGCUGGGAAUGAAGAGCAACGUUAUCAGAAACUUGCCCAACAACGUCACCUACUAGUCUGUCUCUCCAAAACUAGUGUGCUGUUUGAUUCUGUAACGCUUCUUUAUGAAACUUGUGUUAGUGAGUGAAGUCUAGAACCUAUAUGAGAGAUAAGCUUUUUAUACUUUCGAAGGUGUCUUAAUGCCGAUUUUGUCCGAGUUUGUGUUCUCUAUUGUCUUAUUUUUCGACAACAUUUUCUUUUCUUUUUCUAUCUGUUCAGUAA